UGGCACGUAACAACAUACAUUUUCUAGUGCUGCGCUUACUAGGCAGUCAGUCGCAGUAAAUUAAGGUAGAGUUCGGAUUCUUAUCCCAGAUGGAACAUAGCUAAGGGUUAAUACCAGCGCGACUGACAAACGCCUAGAGAGGCCGAAGACGCUAUUAUCAACCUAAAAACGAACCACUGUGCUGUCACGUGUCUGUGUCCUCCGCUUUCUAUCCGCUUCUUCCGGUUCCUGCAGCCUCUCUGGGAGAGCCUUUCUCAACACUAUUCAGCGCCAAAUGGCUUAUCUUUUGUUAGGCGUCUUUCCGGAACUCCACGAAAACAGCAUAGCUAUUCCAGCCCCCUUCAGAAAGCACGCGUGGCUAAGGAUAACACAUUCUCGGGACUGCUUUCUUUCUUUUUGGUCUGGUAACCAUGGUCACCCCGGAGCCGCUCUACACGGCGGAAGGGCUGCUCUUUAUGACCGCGCUGAGCGCGGGAACCUGUAGUUCGAAGUGUCCUCUUUUUCCCCCCCCCUUCCUUGCUUGGUAGUGGCGCGGAGAGCGAGGUAUGGCCGGCCGGCGAGGUGCGCUUAUUGUGCUGGAAGGGGUGGACCGCGCUGGUAAAAGCACCCAGAGCCGGAAAUUGGUGGAGGCCCUGCAGGGAAAGGGCCACCGGGCUGAACUGCUCAGGUUUCCCGAAAGAACAACAGAAAUUGGACGACUGAUAAGUUCCUACCUGGAAAAGAAAAAUAACUUGGAGGAUCACACAGUGCAUCUCUUGUUUUCUGCUAAUCGCUGGGAGCAAGUGCCAUUCAUUAAAGAGAAGUUAAACCAGGGUGUCACUCUGGUAGUAGACAGAUAUGCCUUUUCUGGGGUAGCCUUCACAGGUGCUAAAGAGAACUUCUCUUUGGAAUGGUGCAAGCAGCCUGAUGUGGGGCUUCCAAAGCCAGACUUGGUCCUUUUCCUUCACCUGAACACGUCUGAAGCGGCCAAACGAGGAGACUUUGGAAAUGAAAGAUAUGAGAAUAGUUGUUUUCAAGAGCAAGUUCUUCAGUGCUUUUAUAGUCUGAUGAAAGAUAAGAGCUUAAACUGGAAGGUGAUAGAUGCUUCAAAAAGCAUAGAAGAUUUACACAAAGAAAUUAAAUCAUUUGCAGAGGAGGCAAUGCAAGAAGCUCAACACAGACCAAUAGGAGAAUUAUGGAAAUAGGACUGGAUCAUCUGAUCUCCUUGGGUCAUUCUUCAUCAAGGGAAACUGCAUUUUUUUCUUAGCCAAAAUCCUAUUGCUGGCACAACAUUUUGGCAGCAAAUUACUGCAGCUUACAAAGUCAAUGUGGACAUUAUUUGUUCUGCACUGAAUUGUAUGACUUGGUAUUAGAGAUUGAGUAUUUGGGAGACAAAUAUGAAUAUCACCACCACCGGUGGCUGUGUCCUUUGGACUCAACUCCUAGCCAGGAGCGUGUGCGGCUGUCAUCAUUAAUGCCACACCAAUCAUGAAAAUAGCCUGUCUAGCGCAUCCCCUCCUCUCUGCAUUGCUGAACACACAGCA
This is a messenger RNA of Pogona vitticeps (central bearded dragon), 1523 nucleotides long. It is a transcript of the gene DTYMK, whose product is annotated as deoxythymidylate kinase. Gene Ontology annotation, cellular component: mitochondrion; cytoplasm; nucleus. Gene Ontology annotation, molecular function: nucleoside diphosphate kinase activity; dTMP kinase activity; ATP binding. Lineage: Eukaryota; Metazoa; Chordata; Lepidosauria; Squamata; Agamidae. Gene Ontology annotation, biological process: dUDP biosynthetic process; dTTP biosynthetic process; dTDP biosynthetic process. The record is from RefSeq and is a predicted model, not a curated record.